Brugia malayi is the source of this 2838-nucleotide messenger RNA. Its product is annotated as Myb-like DNA-binding domain containing protein. Gene Ontology annotation, molecular function: chromatin binding. The coding region runs from base 1 to 2838 and encodes 945 amino acids. NCBI's taxonomy places the organism in Eukaryota, Metazoa, Nematoda, Chromadorea, Rhabditida, Onchocercidae. Gene Ontology annotation, cellular component: nucleus. The record is from RefSeq and is a predicted model, not a curated record. The transcript is spliced from 10 exons. Gene Ontology annotation, biological process: pattern specification process.
AUGUCGGCACAGACAGGAUCGAAAGUGGAUGAGGAAAUUAGAUCAGAUCCAGGAGUUAGCACUUCUGCUACAGCAGUUUCUCGGCGACGGAUCAUCUAUCGACCAUUUUCAAUAAAUCCACAAACUUCAACAACCACUGUUACAGCAACCAUAAGGGAUACUCUAAUAGCUGUUCGAGAUGCAGUUGCUGCGUCUAUCAUGACUACUUCCUCAUCCACUCUUCCAAGAAUAUCUACUAGUAAUGCUGAAACAGCGUCCAUAAAUAUUCACUCUUCUACUACUUCUACUUCUAAUGUUUCACAACAACAUACAGUUUGUUCGACCAAUCCAGAAACGAACGUAACUACACCUACCAUUAGUGCUAUUAACAAAGUACCCCGUCGAUGGGAGCAGUGGAACAGCUCAGAAAUUAACGCAUUUUUCGAAGGUAUCAAAAUGUACGGAAAAGAUUUCGAACAAAUGGCAAAAUUGAUGGCACGAAGGAAGUUAAACAAAGACAAAGAUCAAGUCCGUAAUUACUAUUUCAAUUCGCUCAAAUUGCUGAGAUCUUCAACACGCAUUGAUGAAACUUUGAUGGCAGGCAUACCACGAGAUGUUAAGGAGUUGUUUAUUUUGAUUAAUGGAUUUGAAUGGAAAAGAAGAGUUUGUGGCAAGUUUGAUCAAGUCAAAUUUCAACAGCUUGUCAUGGAAGGAUCAACGUAUGAGAAGAAAAGAAAGAAAAAACAACUAGUGUUGGUACGCACACCAGUUUGUCCUUCUCUGCAAAAAUUUUUUCCAAGCUGCAGUUCAUCACCAUUACCAUCGCAUAUUUUUAUAUGCCUCACACCAAGAACUGAAGCUGAUCGUUAUUUUGUGGAACAACGUGGACAAAAUCCUUUGAUUAGGAUCAGGGUUGCUAUUGGCGAUCAGCUUAGUCGUAUUUUCUCAUUUCUUAAGAUAAAAUGGAAUUUGAGGAUGCAAAAAUUGCUUGGAAACAUGUCAAAGGAAGAAGAGCAAGUGAAGGUGGUAUUAUAUCCGGAUAAGACAACCCGUGUGGGGAAGAUAAUUGUGAAUCUGUAUGAGGCUACGCCAACGAUAUUUUCAAUAAAUAGGUUAAUAAAAGAACUUCAACGAACAGGGACCAUUGAGCAAUGCAAUGAAUUGUCUAAACGUAGGAAUGCAAAUGUUGGCGAAGAAACAUCUGCAGAUGUAGACAUGCCAAAUGCGACAGAAGAUGAUGAUGAUGAUGGACCGUUUACAAUCAACGGGAACAAACUGCGUGGUGGACUUACUGAAAAAAACGUUUGCAAAGCUACUGUGACUGAAUUAUAUUAUUUGUGUGGGAAAGAGUCUGAAAUCAAGCUUGUUUAUUCGACGGGAAUGAAGCGAAUGGGCGAUCCUGAGCCGUGGCGUAUUUUUCUUCAUCUUUUAGAUCGUGGUUAUGGUGAUAAUCUUUGUAAGUCUCUUGCUGACCCUCAAAGGAUAACAGAAUCGAAUGAAUUUAUAGAACAAAAAUGGCAAGAAAGGAUUAGAAAAAGAUGUAAAUCAGCAAAUACUUUUUCGGAGCAAUCAUCUGGCGGUCCAACUGCAUCGGCUGAGAUGAUGGAAACAACUGAAGCUGCUGCACAUGAAAUAGUAGAAGCAGAGAAUAGUGCUUUUAUGCAACAGCUUGAAAGUUUGAGGGUGAAAAAACGUGCUCGUCCAUUUCAUCAGCGUUUUCCUGGCAAAAACAAUGGGAUCAUACAGUCGGUUGCAUUGAAUCCGCCAUCAGUUCAUCCUAUAGCAAAUGCAGGUUAUCAGUUGGCUGAUCCUGUUUUGGGGUCUCAGAGUGAACGAUCAGGUACAGCGCAGUCUGAUCAAUUUGCUUUUUCUGCUAGUGAUACAGCGGGAUCAAAUAGUGUUGCUGGUAAAACAAGAUCUCGCGAUGGUACUAGUAGGAUCUGGUCUGAUGUGGGAAUUUCUGGUGGAUUCAAGUCUGACGAUAAUUCCGAUGGAAUUAGGUCAGGAAAUGAAUACCUACUGCAGGAAACUAAUGUUUCAUCGCAUCCAACACAAGUUCAUCAUGUGACGGAUGGAAGAUACCAGUUGGUUAAUCCUGUAUUUCUGGCUCACAAAGUAGCAACAACAACAUCGUCAGUGCAAUUUGUUCCUUCGUCCGGCAGUAAUGUUCGUGGAGUUGAGCACAAUAAUAAUAAUUUCAUGCAAGACACCAAUAUUCUGGUGUGUCCUGCGCAAGAAAUGACAACAGUACAAUAUCAGAUAGCUGGGUCUGUAUUUAUUCCCGAAAAUACUCAUUCAACAUCAGGACAAUUUGUUCUUCCUGUUUCCAAUACAGUUAAUUCCGAAAAUGAACACUUCAUUCAAGAGAGCAAUGUGGUUCAGAAGAUUUUAACACCGACAGUAAAUACUAUCGAAUCAAGUGAAGACUGUGAUCGUAGCAGCAUACCUUCGUCACCACUGAAGGAGAGCAGCCUUCUAAGAGAAUUGCACAGUGCUCCGUCAAUGGAUAAGUCGAUAGAAGUGAUGUUACAAGAGAAUAGUACUGAAUGUUAUCGUUUUGUUGAACAGUUUGCUUCAACUAUGAAUUCUCGAUCAAAUGUUGUUAGCAAUUCAAUUAAUGCGGAAAGCGAGAUAACUCGUAUCGCACAACAGCUUGCUCAGUCUGCAGGAGAUGCACUCAGAUCCAUCGAUAGUAGUAGCAGUAGUAGUAGUAGUGGUAAUAGUAAUAGUAGAGUGAGGUCUGAUGAUGAUAAUGGUUCAGUUAUUUCUGUUGGUACUACGAAUGUGACUAAAUCAUCCAAAAAUAAUACUCUCAAAAUUAAGUCCUGUAAUCAUAAAGAAGAAAUGCAAAGACUUUGA